Messenger RNA from Bombus huntii, 678 nucleotides. Its product is annotated as transmembrane protein 186-like. Gene Ontology annotation, cellular component: mitochondrion. The coding region runs from base 1 to 618 and encodes 205 amino acids. The record is from RefSeq and is a predicted model, not a curated record. The transcript has 2 exons. NCBI's taxonomy places the organism in Eukaryota, Metazoa, Arthropoda, Insecta, Hymenoptera, Apidae.
AUGAAUAUACUUACAUUCCAUUUUUCCAAGCAACUAAGAUGGCACUCCUAUAAUAGUAUUAAUGAUAUAAUUAGACGAUAUAAUCAUGCAUCAAAUAAAAAGUAUAGUACAUCAUCAACAAUCAAAUCAAACAAAUUCCCGGAUUAUAAAAUAAUUUAUAUGUUUUCUUAUGCCAUGUGUCCUUAUAUUUUCAAUAAAUUUAAGCGAAAUUACACAAUUACUGCAGGUGCACUUAUACCAGUGACUGCAUCUUUACAAAUGUUAGAUUUCAUGUCAUCCAUGGAAAAUUUAAGUUUUACAGCUUGUAAUUGUUUGUUAGUCCUUAUGUUACAUACUAUUGGUUUUACAUGUAAUAAUUUAGUUGGAACAAUAUAUGUAAAAGACAAAGAUGAUUCAGAAAAUCAAAAUGUUAUAAUAUCAUAUAUAAAUUAUUGGGGUAAAAGAAUAGAUUUAAGGACAACUGUCGAUGAUAUUAUUCCUUUCACGGAAAAUUUCAUGAAUACUUCUAAGUCGUUAUAUAAAAUCUUAAAAAUUAAGUCUUGUAAACAAACACUGAAAGUGUAUACAAAAUAUGGAAAAGUCACAGAAGAAGCUAGUUUUUCUAAUAUUUUUGGAUAAUCUCCAAUAAUAUUUAUUCCCUUGAUUAAAUAAAUAUUAUUACUACAAACAAAAAACAAA